Molecule: messenger RNA, 936 nt
Organism: Anopheles cruzii
Lineage: Eukaryota; Metazoa; Arthropoda; Insecta; Diptera; Culicidae
Product: pancreatic lipase-related protein 2-like
Exons: 4
Coding region: 1-936 (311 amino acids)
Molecular function (GO): lipase activity
Source: RefSeq, a predicted model, not a curated record
AUGCAAGGGUGGUGCACGCUGUGGUUGGCGUUUGGCUGGUGUGGCCUUGUGACGCUGGUCGCCGGACAGGAACGGAGCUUUUACGCGAAUUUAAUCACGUUCACCAUCCACAACAGCGAGCAGAACGUGACCACGAGCGUGGUGUCGGAAUUUAAGGAUUUCGGAGCCCUCGGAUGCAAUCCAUCGGAUCCGUUCGCCGUGAUCGUGCACGGCUGGAAAGAAAGCUGCCAGACGGAGUGGCUCCUGGACAUGGUCUCGAACCUGUCCCUCGUGCGGGGCGGGUGCGUCUACUGCAUGGACUACAACAACUUUUCGCGCCACGACGACUACUUCGGCAUGGUGCGUCAAUUUCUGCCCAUCGGGAUGGUGUUGGUCGAGAAGCUGCACCAGCUGGAAGACUUUGGGUACGACUUCGAUCGGGGCCACAUGUUCGGCUUCAGCUUCGGAGCGCGCCUUUCACUGGAAUCGCUGCGCAAGUUUGGACCCGGCAAGAUGGGCUCGCUGGACGUUUGUGAACCGGCCGGCCCCGGGUUUGACGGUGAUCCGGUCCAUCUCGAGAAGGAUCCCCAGGAGGCGGCCAAGACGGUGCAGUGUAUCCACACGAGUGAUAACUACGGCACGUCCCAGCGCAAUUGUCACCAGAACUGGAACCUGGGCCGGUGCGGUCGGUGGCAGGAUGCGGCCGGCCCGUACCCGAAGGGAUCGCACGGCCUCUGCCCGUACAUGUACAACAGUGCGUUCCGGCACGACUUCCUGGCCAUGCCCAACCGUUACAACUGCCCCACCAUCCGGCUCGCCCCGUCCUGGCCGAAGGGCUUCCGGAUGGGCUACUUUAUGGAUCGUAAAAGCGACGUUAACGGGGAUCUUUUUGCUGCCACUUCGCGGGAGUAUCCGUACUUCGACAAUACCUUCGCUAACGAAGUCAACGAGGUUUAA